AUGUGGGGCGCUAACAGCGAAACCGCAUGCAGUAGGAUGUUGGAUUUUGUGGCAUGGUUCGAAUUUGGGGGUUGCAGUUAUUAUGUGGUAUUGAAAAACACGUCAAAAUGUAUCAUGUAUGACUAUGCAAGCUAUGCGUCAAUUCCAUUCAUGUGUCAAUGCAAGGUCAAAGCUUUAUGUACGUGUCAAUGCAAGUUUUGCAACCAAUUUAUGCACUCUGACUCCGCAAAGUCGCACUCCGAAAGUAAACACCCAUGGACUACAUAUAACAUGAUAGGCUAUUCCAUUGUAUCACCAUUCAGUGUAAGGGAACCACAAAAAAAGGCGAGCGAUGCAAGCUCAACACCACCGAUGGUUUCUGCCACUACCAUGCGCCAUAUAAGAAUUCAAAGAAGACAUUACAACUUUCCAAUCACCUACCUCCUAGCCCAAUCAAGCAUACGAAGACUUCUAGUCCCUCUAGAUCACCAUCUCCCACAAAAGACAAACCUGGAUAUAUAUACGUCUACACUGUGA
Messenger RNA from Meyerozyma guilliermondii ATCC 6260, 516 nucleotides. RefSeq lists its product as uncharacterized. The transcript has a single exon. The record is from RefSeq and is a predicted model, not a curated record. Bases 1 to 516 code for a protein of 171 amino acids. Lineage: Eukaryota; Fungi; Ascomycota; Pichiomycetes; Serinales; Debaryomycetaceae.